Molecule: messenger RNA, 1744 nt
Organism: Hyalella azteca
Lineage: Eukaryota; Metazoa; Arthropoda; Malacostraca; Amphipoda; Hyalellidae
Product: 5'-3' exoribonuclease 1-like
Exons: 6
Biological process (GO): nuclear-transcribed mRNA catabolic process; rRNA catabolic process
Cellular component (GO): nucleus
Molecular function (GO): RNA binding; 5'-3' RNA exonuclease activity
Source: RefSeq, a predicted model, not a curated record
AUGACUUCUUAUGAAAGACAAGGAAAAACGUCCUCGGCCAAGCACAGGUCUGGCCAUAAGUCGGAGGUGUCUGAGAGAGACCGUCAGUACCUAGAUCGAAUUAGGACAUUACGAGGUUUCGACCGAUCACCUAAACGCCCAACAGCCACUGAAGAAACCACGUACCUGUGGCUGCAUCUGAGUCUCCUGAGAGAGUAUAUCAACCAUGACUUUGAAGACAUCAGUCACAAGUUGUCAUUCAAAUAUGAUUUGGAAAGAAUUAUCGAUGACUGGGUUUUCAUGCUGUUCGUGUUGGGAAAUGACUUUAUCCCUCGCUUGCCCAUCAUGCACAUUGACAACGACGUAUUACCAGAGCUCUUUGACGCUUACAAGAGCGUCAUGCCAGAGCUGGACGGAUACCUCAAUGAAGCAGGCAUCCUUAACCUGCCGAGGUUUCAGAAGUUCAUGGCUAAGCUGGCCAAGUUUGAUUACGAGAAGUUCCUCGAAAGGCAUGAUGCAAGCACACUUAUCCAGACCGCAAACGAGCUUCAAAAUGUCAACAAUGAUGCGGAAAACAAUUUCAAUGAGGAUGGUGAAGAGGAAAACAAUGUCAAUGAUGAUAAGAGAGAGAUUGUAAAUUUCAAUGAAAAUGAAGUGGAGAACAAAUUCAGUGAUGAAAAGGAAGAUAGUUCCUAUGAUGGAGGUGAGCUUGAUGGAAGUGUCUCUUGGGCAGCUCUUGAUGACGAUGAGAUCGUCAAACCGACCGAAGAGACUCUCCGGGAUCUUGAUAUUCGCGACCCUGAUCUAUUAUCUGGUGUCAAAGAAGUCGAAAAAAGCCACGACCUUACAGGAGACCGAGAAUUUCUUGAGCACAAGCGCAAAUAUUACGUCAGUGAAAUGGGCUACAAAGAGGAUGUAACAUUAGAUGUCAUAAGUCGGGAGCAGACCGUCAACCACGUACGAGGACUGCAAUGGAUCUUACAUUACUACUACAACGGUAUUCAGUCAUGGUCUUGGUAUUACCCCUUCCAUUGCGCACCUUUCAUUUCCGACAUCAAAGAUUUCUCUGACUGCCCCAUGGAGUUCGAACUAAGCCACGCCAUGAUGCCGUUUGAACAGCUGAUGGCCGUCCUGCCACCCCAGAGCGCCCAGCUGCUACCUCAGUGCUACGCUGACCUCAUGCUCAGCCCUGACUCGCCUAUCAUCGACUUCUAUCCGCGUGAUUAUGACUGGGAUGCUGUGACACGCAUGCCGUUCAUUAGCGAGGAAUGUCUGCUGCAGGCCAUGUCUAAAGUGAGCCAUCAUCUCACUGAAGACGAGCGACGACGCUCUGUUCAUGGUCCCACGCAUGUCUACAGCUUCACGCCGGACGACCUCGGUGCUUAUGAGAUUCCCGAGCAUUUCCCACCGGUUCGCAUGAACCAUGCCAAGUGCGACUUGAUUCACGGAGAGGCGUGGAGCAUCCCUAGGGAGGACAUCCUGAGGGGCUUGUGUCCUGGAGCGCAGACUGAGCUUUACUUCCCAGGCUUCCCUACACUCAAGAAUCUAGAGCAUACACAACGUGUUGGGCUUGUGUCCGCACGAGCGUUUCAGGAGUCCGUCAUUAUUGAACUGAGAGACCCCUUCUUCUGCCGCUACCGUUCGUAUGAGUGGUUCGACAAGAUUACUCAGGAUAAGUUUGAGGCGCUGCGAAUUAUGAAGAAUUUAAAUGCGUUCCACUUGGAAAUUCUAGAUUUUCCGCUCGUCAGCUUUAUUGGUUUCCGCU